Molecule: messenger RNA, 1659 nt
Organism: Rotaria sp. Silwood2
Lineage: Eukaryota; Metazoa; Rotifera; Eurotatoria; Philodinida; Philodinidae
Source: the annotation of a GenBank genome assembly
AUGGAUUCAUUUCCAUCGUUUAAAACUUUUCAUGAAAAUAAAUAUAAUCAAGAUGCAUUUACAAUUGAUAAUAGAGAUAUUCAAGAAAUACAAAGCAAUAUUCAAACAAAUCCAGUAGAAAAAACAAAAAAAUCAAAACGAAAUAGUGUUACAUCGAACAGUACAAAAGUGAUAACUAUAACACCUACGGUACAAUGUGAUAUUUGUUCUGUAUCUAUAAGUGGUCCUAUUGUUUAUGAUUCACAUAUAAAAGGAAAAAAACAUCAAGCACAAUUAAAAAUUUUACUUACUAAAAAUCCUCAAUAUAAAGCGCUAACAUAUGAAGAACUUUGUUCAAUAAAAAAACAAGAAUCAACUGUUGUGAAUAAUGAAAGUGAAAAAUUAGAAAUAUCUUUAUCAGAACAAACUAUAAAUGAAAAACAAAACGUACCACCAUUAAUACCAUCAAAAAAACUUAAUUGUAAUAUGUGUAAUAUUUCAUGUAAUAGUCAACAAAUGUUUGAUAAUCAUAUUGCCGGAAAAAAACAUCAAAUGAAAAUUAAACUUAGUAAUUUAAACAAUCCUGCCCCACCUCGUAUUGUUCCAGAUAAUAAUCCAUCAUCGUCAAAUUAUUGUGAUGUUUGUUCAAUACAAUUGAAUUCCGAAAAUGAAUUAACUGAUCAUCUUGCACAAAAACAACAUCAAACACGAGUGAAAGAAGCUGAAUUUUGUGCUAAAGAAGGAGCUGAUAUGAAUAUUAAUUUUGAUGAUUAUAAAAUAACAAUAACAGAUAUAGACAAAGAUAAUUUUGAUUAUCAAUGCACAUUAUGCAAGAAAAAAUUUCGAAAUAAAAUGCAAGUUAUUGAACAUCUUAAAAGUGCGUUUCAUAAUCGACUUUCUGAUCGAUCAAAAAAACGAAGUCUUUCAAAAGAAUCCAAUCGAGGAAAUAAUCAAGCUAUACGAGAAAAUAUUCCACGAAAUGAUAAUGUAACUCGUCGUCAAAAAUUUCCUUCAUUUCGUGGUUCAAAUAAAUCUUCAGGAAAAUCACGACCAUUUCGAUCUGAAACAUUUUCUCGUAAUCAAACAUUUCAAUCAUAUGAUCAAAAUACAAAUAAUAUUUUUGGUGCAUUUGAUCCAAAUAAUGAAGUAACAUAUUCAUCUGCUACUACUACUACUACUACUACUAAUAAUAAUAAUAAUAAUUACUAUACACCAACAAAACGUUCAAUACCAUAUGAAAAAACUUCAAAUGAAUAUGAUGGAUUUUUUCCUAAACGUACUCGUACAUAUAAUGAUGGCAAUGAUAAUUCACAAGAUUAUUAUUCAACUGAUAGAAAUUAUUAUUCAUCAACGGCAAAUACGAAUUAUCCAUGGAAUAAUAACAAUAAUAAUAAUUAUUCAUCACAAAUCAAUAGUUAUAAUAAUCAAUCAUCAGUAUCACAAACUUCAUGGCAAUAUCCAACUGAACCUCAGUAUGAUCAACAACAACAAUAUGCAAAUAAUCCUCCAUCAACUUAUAUUAAUUCAAUGCAUUAUCCUGCUAAUCAACCACCAUUGCCUAAUUAUGAACCACCACCAUUGCCAAGUUAUCCGCCACCAUCAUCUUAUACUCGUCCUCAAAGUUCAACUUUUGGUACUACAGGAAAUAAUAAUUUUUUUCCAACUCCAUUCGGUCAAUAA